Etheostoma cragini (Arkansas darter) is the source of this 2596-nucleotide messenger RNA. It is a transcript of the gene rnf139, whose product is annotated as ring finger protein 139. The transcript is spliced from 6 exons. The record is from RefSeq and is a predicted model, not a curated record. NCBI's taxonomy places the organism in Eukaryota, Metazoa, Chordata, Actinopteri, Perciformes, Percidae. Gene Ontology annotation, biological process: ERAD pathway. Gene Ontology annotation, cellular component: endoplasmic reticulum; endomembrane system. Gene Ontology annotation, molecular function: zinc ion binding; ubiquitin protein ligase activity.
CACGUCACGUCGGAACCAACAGCCUGUGGUGGCAACUGGCAACUUCUGCUGUGUUACCAAAGCAACUCAGAGCAAUACGAGGGGGACAUUUUCUAGGAUAUCCUGAUCUUUCACAGCAAGACCAGACGAGACAGGCACUCCGAGGAGAACUUAUGUGGUUGGCGGUAACAUUUCGGAUGGGAGCAACCCGAAAUUAAAGAGAAAAUAAGCAGCAACAGGAGGUUUGAGCCGGGCGGACAUGGCGGACGGCAGCAGGUUCACAGCUAUUAAAUAAACGCCAGGCAUAGCAAAGCCGACAGCGAGGGCUUGCUGCUGAGGGACUUUAAUUUAUUUGAAUGUUGCACGGAUAGCCGGGGCUCCCCAGGACUGUCAGCCCUCCACUGAAGCCUGCAUGGCGUCCUCUCAAGCCCGGCUAGGCCAGCAGGCCUUAGCGGUGCUUGAUGUGGCUCUGCGAGUUCCCUGUAUCUUUAUUAUCGACGCCAUUUUUAACUCCUACUACGACCCUGGGUCGGGAUGGGUCGGGCUGAUGGGGAAGGUGUUCGUCAGAGUCAUGGGUGUCCUCAUCUCCAGCGUGGUGCUGCUGCUCUCCCAGAAGGCCUUGUUCAAGUUCUACACCCUCUUCUGUGCCGUUCUCCUCGGCAUGGCGGCGGUCCUCAUCAACUACUACGCCACCUCGCACAUAGACUUCUACAGCGCGUACUACAAAGCGGCGCUGGGGUUCAGGCUGUUGCCCAGAAACGGGCCGACGCUGUGGCUCGGCGUGGCCGCCGUCCAGCUAGUUUUCGGCGUGGGCUACGUGUUCCUGCUCAACCUCCAGUCGGUGUUCGCCGCCCUGGUGGUCCUGGACAUCAUGAUCCCCCUGUGGGGGCUGAUGAUCGAGCUGCCCGCCGACGUCCGGCAGCUGGUGGCGGUGUUCUCGGGCCUGGCGCUGGCUCUCAACACCGCCGUGUGCCUGGCCGUGAGGCUCAAGUGGUUUUACUACUCGUGCCGGUACGUGUACCUGCUCGUGCGGCACAUGUACCGGAUCUACGGGCUGCAGCUGCUGCUCGAGGACACGUGGAAGAGGAUCCGGUUCCCUGACGUGCUGCGGGUGUUCUGGCUGACGCGGGUCACCACCCAGGCGCUGAUCCUGGUCUACGUGGUGCGGGCGGUGAGGAGGGAGAGCGGAGAUGCCACGGGUGGCGUCGCAGACGGGAUCUCCGACUCGCAGGGUUACCUGCUGAGCUGGGACGUGUUCUGGGAUCUGACCAGCAACCUGAUCAUCUCCGGCUGUGAUUCCACGCUCACCGUGCUGGGGAUGAGCGCCGUCAUCUCCUCCGUCGCACACUACCUCGGCCUCAGCAUCCUGGCCUUCAUAGGAAGCAGCAAGCAGCUAGAGCCAGUUCAUGGUUUCAUGGCGCUGUUCUAAUUUAGCAUCACGCAUCGGGGACUGAGCCUCUCUCGCUUUGAUUUGAAGGUGCGCCUGAGCCGAAACAUGUGCCUGCUGCUGACGGCCAUCCUGCACUUCAUCCACGGCAUGACGGACCCGGUCCUGAUGUCCCUGAGCGCCUCCCACGUCUCCUCCUUCCGCCGCCAUUUCCCGGUCCUGCUGGUGUCCCUGGCGCUCUUCGUGCUCCCCGUGGCGCUCAGCUACGCCCUGUGGCACUCCUACGCCCUCAACACCUGGCUCUUCGCCGUCACCGCCUUCUGCGUGGAGCUCUGCCUCAAGGUGGUGGUGUCCCUGACCGUCUACGGCCUCUUCAUGGCGGACGGCCUGUCCAACGUCCUGUGGGAGAAGCUGGACGACUACGUCUACUACGUGCGCUCCACGGGCAACAUCGUGGAGUUCCUGUUCGGCGUCAUCAUGUUCGGCAACGGCGCCUACACCAUGAUGUUCGAGCAGGGCAGCAAGAUCCGCGCCUGCAUGAUGUGCCUGCACGCCUACUUCAACAUCUACCUGCAGGCCCGCAACGGCUGGAAGACCUUCAUCAACCGCCGCACGGCCGUCAAGAAGAUCAACUCGCUGCCGGAGAUGCGCGGCGACCAGCUGAGGGACAUCGAGGACGUGUGCGCCAUCUGCUACCAGGAGUUCGCCACCUCGGCCCGCAUCACGCCCUGCCACCACUACUUCCACGCGCUCUGCCUGAGGAAGUGGCUCUACAUCCAGGACACGUGUCCCAUGUGCCACCAGAGGGUCUACAUCGAGGACGAGAGCCGAGACAGAGACGCCUUUUCCAACAACAACGGGGGCUACGCGGUGCCGCAGGACGUCGCCGCCGCGGCAGCCCCGCCCGCCGGGGGGGACGACCGGCGGGGGCGGCCGGACGCCGAGCCGCCGGCCAAUGGGGCGGCGGGGGCCGCGGGGGGACCGGGGGGGCUCGAUAACGAGCUGCUGGAGGACAACGACAGCAUAGAGUACGACGAGGACGAGUGGGGGAUUCAAAAUGGCUGCACGCCGAUAGAAGAAGACUAUAUCAACGAUGACACGGACUCCACCGAGGACUGACAGGGGAGAAGAAGAGAUCUAUAGAAAGAAAUAUACAGAUAUCUUUAUUAUAUUUAAGUUAAAAAAAGAAAAAAGAGUUAUAAAACACAACAGCAUCUUAAUUUGUUCUUG